Messenger RNA from Lottia gigantea (owl limpet), 1405 nucleotides. RefSeq lists its product as hypothetical. Lineage: Eukaryota; Metazoa; Mollusca; Gastropoda; Lottiidae. The transcript is spliced from 7 exons. The coding region runs from base 62 to 853 and encodes 263 amino acids. The record is from RefSeq and is a predicted model, not a curated record.
AUAUUUUACUGGAACGUUAAGAACUAUCCAAGGGAAGAUUACUCUCACAGUAUAAACAACAAUGGAGACUUCGGCAAGCAAAUUUACUUUUAUGGCUUUAAAAAAUAAGAAAUUCACUUCGAUCGAAGGGAAAGACAAUCAAGACAACCUUCUAAAAUGGUCCAUGAAAGGCCGAAUUAAAGCAGAGAUGUUUUGUUUUGACCAGGUUUUCCAGGCAUAUGAAAAAGACCAGUUUGUCAAGGAUUUUUUCACAGACAGUAAUGUGUACAACAAUCUUAGUAUUUUGACCGAUAGUGGACGAUGGUCAACUGUAGGCAUUCCAUUAUCAGCUGUUACUGUGGAAACAGUGCCAUGCUCUGUACUGUCCAUGACACUAUUUGAUCGUCUCCAUGACAACAAUAUAGUUAGGGAAUCUGGUGCUAUCUGUAAAUGUCUGGAUGAAUUUUAUGAAGAUUUUACCAUUUCUGAUGAGCUGAGAAAGAUGUUGUUACAAGAAGACAGUGAUCAUUAUGAUACCUAUUCUGAGUCAGACCGAGAACAGUUUUUAUUUUGUUUGUUUAAACACGUCUGUCUGGGAGGACAGGUGUGCCAAUACGAAGAUGAUAUCAAGCCUUAUUUGGACAUGACAAAAGACAUCUAUAAAGAUUUAAUCAGUGUACAGAAAAACAGCGAGACUAAAGUAUUGAAUAUCAUCUCCAGUGUAUUUAAAGUAACUGCAGGGACUGAGAAGGGUCAAGUUUAUCCUGCAAGCGAAGAGCAUGAACAAAACUUUUCAUAUUUAAUUGUGGAUCCUCUAAAACGUCAUGUGACAGUGUUUUAUCAUAGAUUUGGUGCUGCUGUAUUCGAUUCUUAGGAGUGCCAAUUCAACCAUCAAUUUUCUACAGCAUUAUUACUCAUCACAAUUUGAUAUAGACUGAAACAUUUGCCUCUAUUCCAGCCUCUAAUAGCUAUCUUGACAGUUAUUCAGCCUCUGAUAGCUAUCUUGAUAGAUAUCCAGCCUUUAAUAGCAAUCUUGACAGUUAUUCAGCCUUUGAUAGCUAUCUUGACAGUUAUUCAGCCUAUGAUAGCCAUCUAGACAGUUAUUCAGCCUCUGAUAGCCAUCUUGACAGUUAAUCAGCCUCUGAUAGCCACCUUGACUGUUAAUCAGCCUCUGAUAGCUAUCUUGACUGUUAAUCAGCCUCUGAUAGCUAUCUUGACAGUUAUUUAGCCUCUAAUAGAUAUCUUGAUAAUUAUUCAGCCUUUGAUAGCUAUCUUGACAGUUAUGCAGCCUCUGAUAGCUAUCUUGACAGUUAUUCAGAGGCUGAUAGCUAUCUUGACAGUUAUUCAGCCUCUGAUAGCCAUCUUGACAGUUAUAUAGCCUCUGAUAGCUAUCUUGAUAGAUAUCCAGCCUUUAAUAGCUAUCUUG